Westerdykella ornata is the source of this 1850-nucleotide messenger RNA. RefSeq lists its product as uncharacterized. Lineage: Eukaryota; Fungi; Ascomycota; Dothideomycetes; Pleosporales; Sporormiaceae. The transcript has a single exon. The record is from RefSeq and is a predicted model, not a curated record. Bases 179 to 1648 code for a protein of 489 amino acids.
CGCAGUUGCCCUCUCCUCACGUCACAGCACUUCAUUUUCCACACCUCCGCUUUUCCACUACGUAGUUCCCGCGGCCGCCAACUGUUCGCUCGAAUCUACUUGUAUAACGAGUUUGAAGCCCCCCCUCUUUCUUAUCCUGCUUGGCCUUAUCGCCUCCCCCUAGUCCUAGUCUGAAGCUAUGGCGUCAUACUUCGAUGUGAAGCCACGCCCCAAGCACACCACCACUCUCCAAGCUGUCGAAAACAAUGACGGGUCCCCCCGACCGAGUCUCCUGUCUCCCCAAGUCUCGCGCAUCAUCGACGAGCUCGGUGACGAUUCUUCUUCUUCAUCCAGUGAUUCGGAUUCCUCAGACGAGACAAUCAAGCGGAAACCCGCUUCUACCAAGAAAACAGCCAAACGGGUGGCAAGUCCCCAUCAGGCCACACCUUCGUCGUCGUCAAGAAGUCCAAGCGGAACCCCCACUGGAAAUGCUCCCUUGCCACGCUUGAAACGACAUCCUCGUCUAGAGAGAUUUGUCUCGCUUCGAAGUUCACUGUUCUCGUCGCACAUUGCGGAAAAGGUGUCCAAGUGCGAGGCAGAGCAGAAAUCCGAUAUGGCAACUCAACACGAGCCACGCAAGAGUUCGAGACUGGCGAGCGGAGGCGAGACUCCGCCUGCGGAUAUUGAGCGACCUGAAAGAAAGCCGCUGGUGCACAGGAUGGGCGACACACUGCGGAGGAUUACUAGUAGAGAUGCUCCGACGGUGCGGAAGGGCAAGGAAGAAGAGAGCGACACCGGUGGCUCGAAGGUGAGGCGGGAUUCCGCAAUGACUCCCGGGGAGGAACAUCAGAAGCGCGAAUUAGGAGACAGGAAUGACAGUGGUGAAGAGGAUCGGUGUCUGUCAGAAUCCCAUAUAGAGGGUUUAGUGCGCUUGGUGAGCGCUAGUGAUUCCGCCUCCAGUCCCAAGGGUCAACCCCAAGACUCGCCGCUCUCCGGGCAAUUCCAAGAACCAGCGGAGGGGCCACGAGGACAGGGCGUGAGAAAGAAGGACGCAGAUGACAAGGCACAGCAAAUGUCAACAGAGGCGGAUAAAGCAGAACAUCGCGAUUACGACGACAUCUCGACCGAAUCCGAUUCCGAAGGCGGCGACUCGGCCCUCGACUACGAGGAUGUUGAGGAGCUCGUACAAUGGGUCAGCAGAAGCAACGAUCCCAACGCGGAGCCAGGAGACCCUAUAAUUAACAGACAAGCUCUCGGACGGAAUUUCCUUGCGCAGCGCUAUGUCGAUAAUUUAACGGAGGAAACGAACACGCCCGACAUGGAGCGGUCGAUCCUGCACGAGGACGAAGCGAGUCCCAUGUCCGAAAUGGAGCAGACGCGCGGCAGGAUGACCGACGAGUAUUCGCUUGCCACAACACAGGAUGACCGUCCGCGGCUGGAUGAGUCUACUGGACUUGCACGGGCAAAGAAGUCCGGGGUGUCGCCGGCGGAUGACGAGGCACUGAGACAGGCGGCGAUAUUGAAGUGGAAGCUGGAGAAGGAAAGGCAGCAGCGAUCUGGAAAAGUGGAUGUGACGCAUCGUGGGAGCUUGACGGAGAAGGAUAUCGAGGAGCUGGUCAAACGUGCGCGGGAAGAGCUGAAAUCGAAAUCGGGGGAAGAGCAGAAGUAAUGAUAUGUUCACGCGGCAUGCCCCAGCAUUUUUGUUGGCUGUCGAGGGGGAGUCGAAGGCACUUUCACUUCUGGCAAACGCCUCUUGUAUAUUUUACUGCUUUACUUUUAUGCAGAACGUGAAUCCGCGUUUUAUAAAAAAUUCUUUGAAGUUAAGCUGCCAUGAUAUCUCGUAUGUACAUAAGAUCGACAAUUCCAUACCU